AUGAACCCUAGACUUCUCUUUCUGCUCUUAUUGGGCAUUCUAGUAUCUAUUGCCUAUGCACAAGACGAACCAGAAGAAUCUCUCGGGGAGGAUCAAGACUACGACUCGACUGAAGAUGACAGCUCUUUAAUCCCACCAGUCUCUGAAGAAGAAGCCCAGCCAAAUGACAACAGCUCAAGUGAUGGAAUUGAUUUUGUAGACCCAGCAUUAUCUCCUGAGACUAGCCCAAGCGACCCUGGGUUGUCUACCGUGAUACCCCUGAAUAGCAUCGUGAGCGAGGCAACAUGCUCAGCUUUAAGUCAAUGGUACAAAGAGCUUGGUGGAACCAAUUGGAAAACAAAAACCGGAUGGGAGUCUACCAAUAUGACCUCUUGCUGCUCAUGGUACAAUGUGCAUUGUAGCAAGUUUGGCCAGGUCGACAAAAUAAACCUCUCCCGUAAUAAUCUUCUCGGACAACUGCCAGAUAACCUGAACAACUUUCCAGAGUUGAUCCAUCUGAAUCAAUAUCUAAUUCGAAUUUUCAAAUUUGAAUUGUUUAGUGACAUGAGUCACAAUGAAAUAACUGGAUCAAUCCCAAGUUCAAUCAACAGCGCUAUAAAGCUACAGACAAUCAAAUUUGACUACAAUAAGCUCAGCGGAGAUCUUCCGCCAGUCUUGGGAAGUCUUCCGUCGCUUACCAACGUUCAUUUGAAGAACAACUCGUUUACAGGAACAGUUCCUGCUGCCUGGGGUAGUAUCCCCACUCUCAAGGGGUUAUUCUUGAGUAACAAUAAGUUAAAGGGCGGGUUUCCCGUUGCAAUUCAAACAAUGCCCUCUUUAGAAGUCCUCUAUCUAGAUAACAACCAAUUCGAAGGUCAAAUUCCUCCUACCAUAGGAAGCAGUCUUCCACAUUUGACAACACUAAACCUUAAAGGAAACCGUCUUUUAGGCUCAAUUCCAGAAUCAAUGGGAUCUAUCACAUCAUUGACAUCAUUAGUACUGUCGCACCAAAUGCUUAAUGGUUCAAUUCCCGAAUCGCUUUAUGGGUUGUCUAAUUUAGUGAGUCUGGACCUGUCAAGAAACAGACUUACGGGUAAUCUGUCCGAAAAGAUUAGCGGCCUAGUCAAAUUACAAAAAUUGACUAUGAGCCACAAUGGAUUAUCAGGCCCAAUCCCUCCUCAGCUCGGAUCCCUUCAGAAACUUCAACUGCUCACACUGAAUUACAAUAUGUUCAAUGGCCAGUUUCCUCCUGCGGAAGCCCCAAAGCCUUUGGGAUACUGCUACAUGGUUCCAAACCAAUUCCAGGUUUGCUCUGACACAAACUCGAUAACCGAUGUCAACAGCUUAGCGUUCCAAUGCGCUGUAGAUUGUGCAUCCACUAGAAGAGCCAACAGUACCCAGACCAGCAAAGCCUCGGGUCAAUUGGACAUUUAUGGAUUGGUUACACUGAUCGCCAUUGCACUUGGAUUGAUUUCUGUAACCCUGCUUUAA
Messenger RNA from Phycomyces blakesleeanus NRRL 1555(-), 1470 nucleotides. RefSeq lists its product as hypothetical. The record is from RefSeq and is a predicted model, not a curated record. NCBI's taxonomy places the organism in Eukaryota, Fungi, Mucoromycota, Mucoromycetes, Mucorales, Phycomycetaceae. Bases 1 to 1470 code for a protein of 489 amino acids. Gene Ontology annotation, molecular function: protein binding. The transcript is spliced from 12 exons.